This is a messenger RNA of Pyrus x bretschneideri (Chinese white pear), 2178 nucleotides long. Its product is annotated as subtilisin-like protease SBT4.13. The record is from RefSeq and is a predicted model, not a curated record. Gene Ontology annotation, biological process: proteolysis. Lineage: Eukaryota; Viridiplantae; Streptophyta; Magnoliopsida; Rosales; Rosaceae. Gene Ontology annotation, molecular function: serine-type endopeptidase activity.
AUGGCAAAGCACGGAGCUCUCCUGUUUUCUUAUGCUUUCUCCAUUAUUCUGUUGCUCACUUUGAGUUUACCGUCUGAAGCCGCUGAUCAGGAAGAAAGAAAGACGUAUAUUAUCUACUUGGGAUCACUUCCUAAGGAUGAGCUGUUCUCGCCAUUGUCUCACCACAUUGGUAUUCUCGAAGGAGUUACCGAAAGCAGCUCUGCUUCGAAUCUCUUGGUCAGAAGCUACAAAAAAAGCUUCAACGGAUUCGCUGCAAAGCUCACUGACCGAGAAGGAGAAAAGCUUGCUAAGAUGAAGGAAGUUGUCUCUGUGUUUCCGAGCAAAACUUACAAACUCCAAACAACAAGAUCCUGGGAAUUCUUGGGCUUCAAUGAGAAGCACAAACGAAAUCCUACUGUCGAGAGCAAUGUUAUUAUUGGUGUCAUCGAUGCUGGGAUAUGGCCUGAAUCUAAAAGUUUUAGCGAUGAAGGUUUUGGUCCAGCUCCAAAGAAGUGGAAAGGAGUUUGCAAAGGAGGCAAAAAUUUCACUUGCAACAACAAGAUCAUUGGAGCUCGGUUUUACACUGAUUCCUCAGCUAGAGAUGAGAAUGGUCAUGGAACUCAUACUGCCUCGACCGCAGCAGGAAAUCCGGUAAAGGGUGUGAGCUUUUAUGGACUGGGGGAGGGAACUGCAAGAGGAGGCGUUCCCUCUGCGAGGAUUGCUGCAUAUAAAGUUUGCAAUUCUAAAGGUUGCUCUUCAGAAGGGCUCUUGGGUGCUUUUGAUGACGCUAUUCAUGAUGGAGUUGACAUCAUUACAAUUUCAAUUGGAGCCGAAACUGCAGCCCCUUUGGAUCAGGAUCCUAUAGCAAUCGGUGCUCUUCAUGCAAUUGAGAAAGGGAUACUAACCUUGCAAUCCGCAGGAAAUAGUGGCCCUGACGGAGGUUCUGUAUCAAGUGUAGCACCAUGGAUUCUUGCAGUUGCAGCAAGUAGCACAGAUCGUCGCAUUAUUGACAAGGUUAUUCUUGGAAACAGGACGCUUGUCGGUAGUUCAGUGAAUGCUUUCAAAUUAAAUGGAACAAGUUUUCCGUUGAUAGAAGGCAAAGAUGCAGGUCAAUGCUUGGAUUGUGAAUUAGGUUGCAUGGACCCUAAUUUAGCUAAGGGAAAGAUUGUGGUAUGUUCUGAUCCUAGGGGCAGUAUUGAAGCUCAUCGAGUCGGCGCAAUAGGUGCGCUAACUAGCACUACCAAACCCGAUGUUUCUUUCAUUGUCCCACUACCUGCAGCAAGUUUUGGCAGUAUAGAUUUUGGCGCCGUCGAGUCAUAUCUCAGCUCCACAGCCAACCCUCGAGCAAAGAUACUAAAAAGUGAAGUCAUAAAAGAUCUUGCUGCACCUACUAUCGCUUCCUUCUCUUCACGCGGGCCUAAUUCUAUUUUACCUGAAAUUAUCAAGCCGGACAUAACUGCCCCGGGGGUUGAUAUUUUGGCUGCAUAUUCACCUGUUGCUCCUCUCACAGAGAGCUCUGAAGACCAGAGGCAUGUAAAAUACAGUAUCUUAUCUGGAACCUCCAUGUCUUGCCCGCAUGCUGCUGGUGUCGCUGCGUAUAUCAAGACAUUCCACCCCAACUGGUCUCCAUCUGCUAUCAAAUCAUCUAUUCUUACUACAGCUGGGCCUGUGAAUGGCACCAACAAUUCCACCUCACCGGGCGAAUUUUCGUAUGGAUCUGGGCAUAUCAAUCCUAUAAAGGCUGUAAAUCCGGGGCUUGUGUACGAAACUUCUAAGAAUGAUUACAUUAAGUUGCUAUGCUCUAUCUUGGAUGAGUCCAAAGUUCGACUUAUUUCUGGAGACAAAGGCCCUUGCUCUGCAAGUACUGGCAAUAAGUCGGCCAAGGAUCUCAACUACCCUUCGCUGGCAGGUAAUGUUUCUCCGGGAACUUCAUUUUCGAUUAAGUUUCCAAGAACAGUAAAAAAUGUUGGCGUUGCAAACUCCACAUACAAGGCAAAGAUCAUCUCAAAGCUGGGAGUUAACAUCAAGGUGGCGCCUCAAGUUCUUUCCUUCAAGUCUUUGAAUGAGAAAAAGACCUUUAAUGUGACAGUUUCUGGAAGAGGUAUGCCAUAUGGUUCGUAUGUAUCCGCGUCAUUGGUGUGGACGGAUGGCACUCACAGCGUUCGAAGUCCAAUUCUUGUAACCAGCUUCUCGGCUUGA